Esox lucius (northern pike) is the source of this 3387-nucleotide messenger RNA. RefSeq names its product 6-phosphofructo-2-kinase/fructose-2,6-biphosphatase 3 (gene pfkfb3). Gene Ontology annotation, biological process: fructose metabolic process; fructose 2,6-bisphosphate metabolic process. The record is from RefSeq and is a predicted model, not a curated record. Gene Ontology annotation, cellular component: cytosol. The transcript has 14 exons. Gene Ontology annotation, molecular function: ATP binding; 6-phosphofructo-2-kinase activity; fructose-2,6-bisphosphate 2-phosphatase activity. Bases 249 to 1865 code for a protein of 538 amino acids. NCBI's taxonomy places the organism in Eukaryota, Metazoa, Chordata, Actinopteri, Esociformes, Esocidae.
GGCAUAUGCUGAACGCUGUUAGAAUAGAACAGCCCACUGCGUAGCUCCGGAAGACGCUAUAGCAGAAAAGGCCUACUUUUAUAUCAGAGAAAGCGGUAGCGGAUCCAAAAACGUGUUGAACUGUAUUCUAGAUUUACAUUUACUGCGGUUAUUUGAUCAUUGCGGAUUUGAAAAGCACAUCUCAACGGGGUUUGUGCUACUCAUAUUUCCGAGGUUUCUUGCUUUUUUAAUUUGUCCAUCAUCAAGGAAUGCCCAGAGAGCUGACUCAGAACAGGAUCCAAAAGAUCUGGAUUCCUUCAAAGGAUGAUAAACCGGCCGUCCCCCGCAGAUCGACUGGGGGCCCCCACUUGGCCAACCCCCCCACAGUGAUUGUGAUGGUUGGCUUACCAGCCAGGGGAAAGACCUACAUAUCAAAGAAACUCACCCGCUACCUCAACUGGAUUGGCAUGCCCACCAAAGUUUUUAAUGUAGGAGAGUAUCGCAGAGAAGCAGUCAAGAACUACAGCUCCUAUGACUUCUUCAAGGCUGACAAUGAGAGUGCUGUGAAAAUCAGACAACAGUGCGCCUUAGCAGCACUGAGAGACGUCAAGUCUUACCUGACUGAGGAAGGAGGCCAGGUUGCAGUAUUUGAUGCAACCAACACUACUCGUACCAGACGAGAAAUGAUCCUGGACUUUGGUAGUGAGAAUCACUUCAAGAUCUUCUUCAUCGAGUCGGUGUGUGACGAUCCCAGUGUCAUCGCGACAAAUAUCAUGGAAGUAAAAGUGUCUUGUCCGGACUACCAAGACUGCAACAAGACAGACGCGAUGGAAGACUUCCAUAAGAGGAUAGAGUGUUACAGGGCUCACUACCAACCCCUGGACCCAGACCAGUAUGAUAGGAGCCUGUCCUUCAUCAAGGUGAUUGAUGUGGGCAGGAGAUUCCUGGUGAACCGCAUUCAGGACCACAUCCAGAGUAAGAUCGUUUACUACCUGAUGAACAUCCACGUCCAGCCCAGGGCCAUCUACCUGUGUCGUCAUGGAGAGAGCAUGUACAACCUUCAGGGACGACUGGGUGGAGACUCGGGGCUGUCACCGCGGGGGAGGAAGUUCGCCGUGUCAAUGUCGCGGUUCGUGGAGGAGCAGGACCUGACUGGCCUGAAGGUGUGGACCAGUCAGAUGUGUAGCAGCAUCCAGACAGCUGAGAGCCUGGGUGUGCCCUACGAACAGUGGAAGGCCCUCAACGAGAUAGACGCUGGAGUGUGCGAGGACAUGACGUACGAUGAGGUGAAGGAAAAGUACCCUGAGGAAUUCGCCCUUAGAGACCAGGACAAAUACUAUUACCGUUACCCAGCGGGAGAGUCGUACCAGGACCUGGUUCAGCGUGUGGAGCCGGUCAUCAUGGAACUGGAGAGGCAGGAGAACGUUCUGGUCAUCUGUCACCAGGCUGUGAUGCGUUGUCUGCUAGCUUACUUCCUGGAUAAGAGUGCAGAAGAGAUGCCCUACCUGAAGUGUCCCCUCCACACCGUGCUGAAGCUCACCCCCCUGGCGUACGGCUGCAAGGUGGAGUCCAUCUCGCUCAACGUGGAGGCAGUGAACACCCACAGAGAGAGGCCUGAGGAGAUGAAGAAGUGUCCUGGGACUCUCAGCAGAAGGAACAGUGUGACCCCCCUGACCAGCCCCGAGCCAAACAUCAAGAAGCCCCGCAUCGAUGACCUGGACACACCCCUCCAAGAGCUGCCCCCCUCACCUCUGUCCCUCUGCACCUCCUCGCACCUCACCAUGGCUGGACAACAUUGGCUGAGCAAAGUCUGCCUGCCGCCAUCCAUUGUCACUGUACUCCACUGUCUGAAACUGGUCUCCCUUUUAGUGUUUCAAAGAACUUGAAGAGAAAAUCCAGCAACUGCCAUGAGAUCCUGCAGCACUGCCAAUGAGAUUGACCCACCUCGACAUAUGAUCCAAGACUCCACGAAGUUUCAACAAUGUCAAAAAAAGGGGCUCUGUUGUUUCCCCCAACAUCCUCUUUCUAGACAUCACAAGGCCCUCAUGUUCUCUGUUCUGAGUGUGUAGACUCUGGGAAACAAAUGGAGAUACCACACAUAUAGUAUUAUACUUUAGUGAGAGAAAACCAAAGCAUCAACCAAUCAAUUUUCUACAUAAUCAAGUAAAACCUCAGGCAGGCUACUGUCUUAUUUAUGCCGUGAUUGGUUUUGACUGGGUUUGUAGAGAAGGAAGGACUAACAUUUCACCAUAGCCCUGCAUUCCCUUCUGGUUCCUCCAUCAACAAUGACAUCUCAUUCUGAAAUAGUUUUUUUGUUGCUGAUGAUGUCACUAAUAAUCUAUUGGUACAGUGGAUAUCCUGAGGAAAUAUGAUGAUUUGCUGUGAGAGGAUAUCUGGCCACUCAGUAUGGCGUUCCUCAGAGAGCCUGAACCAGACUAAAGAUUUAAGCUCUCCCUAAACAACAUCCUGGAACAUGAGUGAUGAACUAUGUACCUAUGGUUACAUGUCUUUUAAAAACAGGUGGAAUCAUAAAAAUUUUCCCAUAGGGAAGCCUCUUAAAUAAUGACUAAGCAAAUAACGUGUAUCACACUCCGACUCAUUGUGGUUGAGUACAUUGUCACUUUCUGUAUUUAAUUUUUUAUUAAGAUUUCUGUAUCAUGAUGUUACUCAAAGGAUGUUAAAUUGACACAUUUGUGCUCAUGUGCUAUGAAAUGAAUGAUUACUUUGCACAGCAGAGAUGAGAUUCUUGUUGACUUGUCUGUUUCAAUGUUUCUACAGACACAACUGUCUCUUGACCUAGAGUGCCUAGUGCUUGGCCUUCAAGACCAAUGCUGCUUUGGUACCCAUAAGCAGUACCUGUUCUUAGCUGUCCAUAGAAAGGCAGACGGAUGCUAUUUUCACAGUGCAUACAGUACAGCAUUUCUAUAACUUCAUUCACAUUUCUUUCUAAGUCAGACGCUAACAUGUGUGAGCACUUCUAUUUUUGUUAUGAAAAUGUUCUGUAAAUCAAGACUAGCCUUUGUUUAUAUAUGUAAAUAUGAGAUUUGAAGGAUUUUUCAGUGUUUGGAAUGUUAAUAAUAACCCUAAUCAUUUAUAAAGUGAAUUUGUAGAUGCUCUUUUGUACUGCUGUCUGGCUAAUUCAUUCUUAAUUGUACUUAGUGUACUGCUGUAUAUCAUGACAGCAGGACUACCUUCUUUGGUUGCUUCUGAUACUUGAAUCUUGUUUGUUAAAAUGUUUUGUUAUACUAUUUAUUUAUUUGUAUGUAGAUAUUGAUGAUUGUUUUGAGCUGUUUGCACCUUGUCUUGUCUGAGUAUUGUGUAGGACCUGAAUAUGACACUGAAGUUUCUGCGAGAAAGAAAACAUGUAUUUUUGCAUUUACCUGCCCAAUAAAUCUCCAGGAAAACAAA